CAAUUUACAUAUACAUAAUCAUAUCGCUCUCCAUCAUUUCACUUUCGGUCUCGCUCUUUUCUUUUUCGUCACACAUGGGAAACCUGAAUCUAUCUCCUGAACCAAGUUUGGACUUUAGACCAAUUUUUAUUCCAAAAACAAUCACUAUGUUUCUUGAAGAAGUAUCGAAAAUCGGUAGCUUAAGGGAGAAGUCACUACAAGUUGAUCAUUUUGUCCAUCGGUUAGAAUGCGAAACAAGAUUAAUAGAAGCAUUUAAACAUGAACUCCCUCUAUCCAUGCUUCUUAUCAACGAUGCAAUUGCUGCUUUGAAAGAGGAAUCAAUGGUGUUAAAGAAGUCAUCAUAUGUUGAACCGGUACUUGAAGAAUUUAUGCCAAUUAAAAAAUGUUUUGAUAAUGAUGAUGAUAUAAAAAUUGAAGCCAAUAUUGGAAAUCAUCAUAAUGACAUUAAUGGUGAUAAGAAGAAUUGGUUGAGCUCUACUCAUCUUUGGAAUACUAAUGAGAACCACGAUCACAAAGCAAAUUCAUUCACACAAACGAUUAAAAAGCGAAAUGAGAAAGAAGAUCCGAGUAAUAGAGCAAUUUUCAACCAUGAAAUCACUAGUCAAAUGAGGGGAAGUGGUCUAUUUGGUGAAGUAAAUGGGAAAGGUAGAUUGAUUCCAUUUUCUCCACCAAAUGUUCAACCAAAAAAUAUACAAAUUAGAGCCAGCAUUGUGCAUGCACCAUUAAAACAGCAGACAUCUAGGAAACAAAGGAGAUCAUGGUCAACCGAGUUGCAUAGACGAUUUGUCGAUGCCUUGCAACGACUUGGAGGUUCACAAGUAGCCACCCCUAAGCAGAUUCGAGAGCUUAUGCAAGUAGAUGGUCUUACCAAUGACGAAGUGAAAAGUCAUUUGCAAAAAUACAGACUUCAUACGCGGCGACAUUCAACUUCAAAUACAAGUGAUCAAAAUGUCGGAUCCUCUAAAUGUAGCAAUUCUCAAUCGGGUUCUCCUGAUGGCCCCCUUCCGAAUGGGAGUAGUAACAUGGAUGACGAAGACGAUAAAUCUGAGAACAAUUGGUGGAAUGGUAGCUAGUCAUGUCUAACAAGUUUUUACAAUUGAAAAAAAUAUAUAUGUGUUACUUAAACAGAAGUUACAAAAUUUUGCAGGACUAUAGUUUGAUUCUAA
Messenger RNA from Erigeron canadensis, 1166 nucleotides. RefSeq names its product transcription factor HHO5-like. Gene Ontology annotation, biological process: regulation of DNA-templated transcription. The transcript is spliced from 5 exons. The record is from RefSeq and is a predicted model, not a curated record. Gene Ontology annotation, molecular function: DNA-binding transcription factor activity; DNA binding. Bases 75 to 1073 code for a protein of 332 amino acids. Lineage: Eukaryota; Viridiplantae; Streptophyta; Magnoliopsida; Asterales; Asteraceae.